AUGGUUAUUAAAGCCGAGUACAAGAGAAGGUAUGCAUUGCUGUUAGCAGCGCGAGACUCGGAGUAUGUUAAGAAGGUGUACGGAGGAUAUUUCAAUGUGUUCGUUGAUGCUUUUGGUGAAAAAGAAGAAAAUGAAAAAUGGGAUUUAUACAAGGUUGUAGAUGGGGAGUUCCCUGAUAAAAAUGAGCUUCAAGACUAUGAUGGGUUUGUUGUAAGUGGAAGCCCAUAUGAUGCUUAUGGGGAUGACAAUUGGAUUCUUGACCUUUGUUUACUCUUACAAACUCUUGAUUCCAUGCAAAAGAAAGUCCUUGGCAUUUGCUUUGGCCACCAGGUUUUAUGUAGGGCAUUAGGGGGGAAGGUAGGAAAAUCACAUAGUGGUUGGGACCUUGGGCUUAGGAAAGUGAGGAUUGUCAAAGAUUUCUCCCCAUGUAGCUUUUUUGAAAGUUUGCCUUUGAUGCCCCCAGAUCUCUCUAUCAUUGAGUGCCACCAAGAUGAGGUGUGGGAGGUACCAACAAGAGCACAAGUCAUAGCUGUCUCGGAUAAAACAGGAGUUGAGAUGUUCACAAUUGGAGACCACAUUCUUGGGAUCCAAGGUCAUCCGGAGUACUCCAAAGACAUUCUGAUCAACAUCAUUGACCGUCUUCUCACUCAAGAUUCCAUUCAGGUUGGCUUUGCAGCAGAUGCUAGGUCCAAGUUGGAAAUUGCAGAACCAGAUAGGAAGUGUUGGCAGGAAUUGUGCAAAGCAUUUCUAAAGGGUUUGUGGAAUGCACAACCCGAAAUAAAACCUUGAAAAUGUAAUAUAUUGAUUGUAUUAUUUACUUCUUUUCUAACAUAU
This is a messenger RNA of Erigeron canadensis, 834 nucleotides long. RefSeq names its product gamma-glutamyl peptidase 3-like. The transcript is spliced from 4 exons. The record is from RefSeq and is a predicted model, not a curated record. Lineage: Eukaryota; Viridiplantae; Streptophyta; Magnoliopsida; Asterales; Asteraceae. Gene Ontology annotation, cellular component: cytosol. The coding region runs from base 1 to 789 and encodes 262 amino acids.